Molecule: messenger RNA, 193 nt
Organism: Laccaria bicolor S238N-H82
Lineage: Eukaryota; Fungi; Basidiomycota; Agaricomycetes; Agaricales; Hydnangiaceae
Exons: 1
Coding region: 35-193 (52 amino acids)
Source: RefSeq, a predicted model, not a curated record
AGGAGGAUGACAUGAUUGAUGUCGAAGAUAGAGCAUGGGGCUCACCACCACCGAUGCGCCUGAAUUGGACCCUGCCAAAGUUAUCAUGGCGAUCAUAUCGGACUUGAAGCAAGAGCGAGCCAAAGGAGAAUACCCCAAUGUACUUAUAUUGCCAGAUCGGCUGCUUUCGAGCGCACUGCCCCCGCGAUGUUGA